CAGCAGGCGUGGCUUGGGAUUCCCUCAGGGAUAAAGUGUCUAAUGUCCUUGGGCAGAGAGGGGAGGUGACUCGAGCUUCAGAGGACGCAAAAUGAGGGCCAUGCGGGUCUCCCAGGCUCUGAUUCGUUCGUUUAGCUCAUCUGCCAGACGCCACUUAGAAAAUCGUGUGGCCGAGAAGCAGAAACUCUUCCAGGCUGACAAUGACAUCCCGGUGCACCUGAAGGGCGGGGGAAUGGACAACGCCCUGUACCGUCUGACCAUGACUCUGACGCUGGGUGGCACGGCUUACUGCUUAUACUGCCUGGGCUGGGCCUCCUUCCCCCACAAGAAGUGACACCUCCAAGAAUCUUGGAGGACUUGGA
Messenger RNA from Phodopus roborovskii (desert hamster), 362 nucleotides. Its product is annotated as cytochrome c oxidase subunit 7A1, mitochondrial. Gene Ontology annotation, biological process: mitochondrial respirasome assembly; regulation of oxidative phosphorylation; mitochondrial electron transport, cytochrome c to oxygen. The transcript is spliced from 4 exons. The coding region runs from base 92 to 334 and encodes 80 amino acids. NCBI's taxonomy places the organism in Eukaryota, Metazoa, Chordata, Mammalia, Rodentia, Cricetidae. The record is from RefSeq and is a predicted model, not a curated record.